CUCACCCAGGUGGCGCUCAUCCGUGGGCCCGCGGGGCGGGGCGAGAUCGGGGAGGGGGCUGGGCCGGGGCAUGAUGGAGGCCGAGCCGGCGCCAGACCUCUCCGUGAUGGUGCUGAGAGAACUACUGGCGCCAUCAUGUCUGGAACCCGAGCCGCUCCCCGGACCCCCUGCCCAACAGGCGCCGAGGACCCCAAGAUGCCUCAGACCCAGUAGCAGGUGCGUGAAGGAGCCGCCCUCUCUCCCAAAUGGGCCCAGUGACCAAGGGGUCAUGACCCUGGUUCGGUUCCCGGGGUUAUUCAGGAGCCACCGUGUUAGUUACUGGUACUUACAAAGCCGAGGCUCUGAUCCCCAGGGAUACGUGGGGUCCCGUGUCGCCAGGGGCCAUGCAGUUGCCCUCGCUGAGGCCUGUGUGGGGCUGCCCAGGAAAGGGGGUGACCACACUGCCCUUGUCCCCAGUUCCUUCUGGCCUGCACGUCAGGACUCCGCCACCAGCCUGCAUCUCCUCCCAGAGACAGAAGCGGGGCUGGCGGAGCCCCCUGCCCAGGACACCCCGGCCCAGGGCCCCUGCUGGGAGCCGAAGGCUCUGGGGGUUUUGGAUCCUCCGCCCCUGGCCGGGGAUCCCAGGGCCAUGCUGACCCCAACUGGUCAGCGAGGAGGCAGCCUGGGGCCUCCCGAGAUUUCCGCAGCCCCUCCAGCCCCACCUCGGAGGAGGCCCCGGAAGCAGCCAAACCCGCGCCAGGGCGCCGAGAAAGUGGACCCCCGGUUCGCGGGAGUGACCCUGAGGUUUCAGAUAAAGCCGGACUCCAGCCUUCAGAUCAUCCGCAGCUACAGCCUGGCCAGCAGCAGCCGCUCUCAGGCUCCCCCUACAGGCCCCGAGGCCAACCCAGGAGGCAGCGAGGCCCAGGGGCCCAGGCGCUGUGCUUCUUGCAGGACCCAGAGAACCCCACUCUGGAGAGAUGCCGAAGAUGGGACGCCUCUCUGCAAUGCCUGUGGCAUCAGGUACAAGAAGUAUGGCACCCGGUGCGCCAGCUGCUGGCUGGUGCCCAGGAAGAAUGUGCAGCCCAAGAAGUUAUGUGACAGAUGCGGGAUGUUCCUGGGCCCCAACCAAGGCCCACCCCAGGAAGGGGACCCCAGGCAGAAGAUCCAGGCAGAAGAGACAGGCCCUAGAGCCCCUGUCUCAGAGGUUCACUGGCCUCUUCCGUGGCCCCUGCUUGGCUGAGCUCCCCCGCAGGAAGUGUUCGCAGUAGGAACUCGUGCUGUUUGUGAAUAGAAUGGACAAUAAAGAGCAGAACUCCUCAGA
Molecule: messenger RNA, 1300 nt
Organism: Myotis davidii
Lineage: Eukaryota; Metazoa; Chordata; Mammalia; Chiroptera; Vespertilionidae
Gene: ZGLP1
Product: zinc finger, GATA-like protein 1
Exons: 5
Coding region: 71-1219 (382 amino acids)
Biological process (GO): oocyte development; spermatogenesis; regulation of transcription by RNA polymerase II
Cellular component (GO): nucleus
Molecular function (GO): sequence-specific DNA binding; zinc ion binding
Source: RefSeq, a predicted model, not a curated record